Messenger RNA from Mizuhopecten yessoensis (Yesso scallop), 2833 nucleotides. RefSeq lists its product as uncharacterized. Bases 845 to 2263 code for a protein of 472 amino acids. Lineage: Eukaryota; Metazoa; Mollusca; Bivalvia; Pectinida; Pectinidae. The record is from RefSeq and is a predicted model, not a curated record. The transcript has 2 exons.
CAUAAUCACAUGACCAUACGGUACACAAAAAUAUACAACAACAAAAACACACACAAAAAAUCGACCUACCUACCCUUGUUUUUUUGCCCAUGCAACCCUAAACAGACAAAAAAACAAUUGGCCUUAAAAAUAUCUGUGAAAGACGUAUGAGAUUCAUCGAAUAAUAAAAACAAAAAAAGCUUCAUAUCAGGAUACUAAAUGAAUUACGGAACACACAUUCUUAAUGUUUGCUACAUGUAUUAUGAUGUGAACAAAUACAUAUUAACAUAUCACAUUGCAUUGCCAGAUGUGCAUCAAACAAAGAAAUAGGCUUGACUGCUGGACUAUGAUGUGGAAAUUGCUUUGAAAAAAUUUGGAACAGUUCCAGUAAGCCUCAAUGUUGUUGUUUUCACCAUUACUGUUAUUGUCACAGAUAGGUUAGAUUAAAAUGGAAAAUAAGGUUUUAUUUAUCUCAUUAGUUGAUUUUUUCCCCAUUUAAUUUUAUAUAUAAGUAGUAAUCAAUUGCAUGAUGUUACCAUGUAUCUGCCUUGUGUGAAAUAUCUUAAAGGUGACUAUACAAAUGUAUCCCCUCAUGAUUAUGUCCAGUGAUCAAUGCAUUUACUGUGAGCGCAAUGCAAGUGUAAACGAUAUCAGUUGACAACUCUCUCUGAAGGUAAAGUCGACACUCAGUGUCACCCCUUAAUUGGUUUUGAACCAAGUGAUGAUCAAAGAGAGUUCAUUGGCUGUUCCUGAUUCAGGUCAAUGUAGGCGGGGCACUGAUUGUUUUCGCGCCAUCCUACACAACUGUGUGUACAUGAGUUCGGUCUAACAUUCAUGAUCUGUAACGUGAGACUGAUAAAUCAGCAUGGCUUCUAGAUCUCCCGAAAUGGACGAUUUUAUUGAGUCGCUAGACCCUGGAUUAUUGACCUAUAAGCAGGAGCUAUAUAUGAGAAGUGUUACGAACGAACGGACCCUGAAAUAUUUACGUCCGCGUGAGGUGUCUGAAAUGAGUAUACCUGAUGUGUAUAAGCGGAUGUUAACUGAACGGAUUUUGAGUUUGCAGACCCCGGAAACUAAAAAAACUAUGAAGGCAAAGACAAGCCCUUUCUGUCGGGAGGAGCGGGGUGUUGACCACCAAAAGAGAGGUGGUAAGAGAUUAUUCCCCGAUUGUGAGUUGUCGGAGAAUAAUGACAUGCCUACAAAUACACAAACUGACAAAAAUAGCGGGUUUAUCUGUCAGGAAAUAGAACGUUUAACGGAAAAUCAAAAAUCAAUAACUUUGAUUAUAACAGAAAAAAAAGAUGAACUAAAAACAAAGAAGUUGUGUCCAGUUCUUCCGAAGCCUCUCUCCAUACCCGGAUGUUGUGUGAUAAAAGUGGUCUGCGAUAAUUGUCAUCACCAAGGUCAUCGGGCAGCAGGGAAUCGUGGCAACAAAGCGUGUCCUUACAUGGCGUGUGACGGCUACUACUAUUGUGGAUUGUUGAGCAAACAUAAAGAUUUCAAGGCUGAACUUGGCGAGCUUGAAAAGGAGAUCACAGCGUUGGAAAAAUCGCUGAAAGAUGAAAGCACACAGUUGCACACGAUGAGGACGUUCUUGGCACAAAAUGCUUCAAGCUUUAUCGGAACCAUGCGCCCGAGGUUAAAGGCGAUGUUCCCCAAAAAGUACGCAAACAAAGAUGGCACACAGGUAUUGCAGAGAGAUUUACGUCUGAUCAAAACGGCCACAGGUGGAAAAAUACCGGAAAUAAUUACUCGACAUUCUAUGGAAAAGUUGAUUGCUACAGGAAAUGAUAAAAUAUCUGUUAAAUGUGGGUUUAAUGAAAAAGAAAGUGAAUUUUAUUUGUCGGAAAAUUCAGUUCCGUCUGGGUCUGGAUCAACAUUUCCUCGGACGUGGAAUCUUCCAAUGAAGUCCUCGUAUCCCUCCGAAACAUCAGCGUGGGCCCCGGGACUAUUUCCCGUUAUAUCAACCCCCACGUCACCAAGCCCUCUUCCAGUUAUUUCGACAUCAGGCGCCUGGAACUUCACACCACCAUGUCCAGGCCCACGCUCUGUUAUGCCGAUGUGGCCCCCAGGUCAGAUUGGGAUGUACGGGAAUUACACGCCCUGGUCACCAUACCGUCAAUCGUUCAGUACCACCAGCAUCGGAUUUGUAGAACCAUCAUCCACAAUUACCAGUGAGCAGGACAGUACGUCUCCUCCUCUACCUAGAGAUAUGGAAAGUGUGUACCCCCCUCUUCCGCCUAGCUAUCCAGUUAACCCACCUCUGCCUAAAGAUGAUGAAUGACUUUAAUUAUUUUUCAAUUCUGUAGGUUGUGACCAUGUCUGAGAAACAGACAAAAUAACAUUUUGGAAAUUACUGAAUGUGAGAGGUUUAAACAACCUACAGUAAUAUAAAGUUCUGCCUAAAGAUGAUUCAUCAUUUCAAUUAUCUUAUCCGUUCUGUAGGUAGUCUGAGAAACAGACAAAGUAACAUUUUAGAAAUUGCAUAGAAAUUACUAUCAAUCUGAGAGGUUUCAAACUAAUAGUAAUAUCAUAACUGAACGAAUGAAAAAACUCUACAAAUUGUUUACAACUAAAUGUAUUUUUGAGGCGGGUAUCAAUAAAUAAAGUACUACAUACCAAGAAACUUUCCUCCGUUUUUUUCUUUAAGGUAAAACAUGUAUUUUCGGUCAACCUAUGAAGAUUUUUUUUACAGUUAAUAAGUUGUGCACAAGUAAAAAAUUUAGAAUAACACUUUAAAUGAUCACAUAACACUUUUAUCGACAUAAACCAUUAUUGUGUUUUGAUUAGUUGGUCUACAGUUAUCUAUACAUUUUAUAAUGUAUAUAUAUAUACAGAUAAUAAGUUUUAAUUA